Messenger RNA from Zophobas morio, 1176 nucleotides. RefSeq lists its product as uncharacterized. The transcript is spliced from 18 exons. Lineage: Eukaryota; Metazoa; Arthropoda; Insecta; Coleoptera; Tenebrionidae. The coding region runs from base 1 to 831 and encodes 276 amino acids. The record is from RefSeq and is a predicted model, not a curated record.
AUGGCUAAGCUAGAAGAAUCCGUCACACCUGGGUUUAUUUCAGUGACGCCAUCGUCAGCAGGAGUAGAAGUACCCGACACACCACAGUUUAUUGAAGUGAAGUCACCAACAUCAGAACUAGGAGUUUCCUUCGAACCAGAACUUACUAAAGUGACGCCACCACCAACAGAAUCACAACCUCAGUGGUUUCAAACUAUGACACAAUAUUUUUCGCCUACAGCAGCAACAGAACCACCUGAGUUGCCUGUGACUACCAAAAUAUUGCUUCCUCCAGCAACAGAAGCACCUCAGUUCUCACACAUUACCGAAACAUUUUUGCCUCCUCCAUCAGCGCCAGAAAUGUUUCAGGGGCCUGAAAUUUUCGAACAAUAUUCGCCUCCUCCAGCGCCUGAAGUAUUUCAGGAACCUGAAAUUAUCGAACAAUAUUCAUCUUCUCCAGCGCCAGAAGUGUUUCAAGGACCUGAAAUUAUCGAACAAUAUUCACCUUCUCCAGCGCCAGAAGUGUUUCAGGGACCUGAAAUUAUCGAACAAUAUUCACCUUCUCCAGCACCAGAAGUGUUUCAGAGACCUGAAAUUAUCGAACAAUAUUCGCCUCCUCCAGCAACAGAAGGACCUCAGUUGGCUCAUAUUACCGAUACAUAUUUGCCUAAUCCAGAACCGAAAGUAACUCAGUUGCCUACGAUUAUUGAACAUUCGCCUCCUCAAGCAUCAGAAAGGCCCACCGGGUACGGCUCUAGUGAAAAAUAUUUGACGUCUCCAGGUAUGAUCCACAAUAGAAAUAUUUUUAAAUUAUUCGAAAGCUUUAAUUUUUCAAUAAUCUAUGGGAAAUGAGUAAUGUUCUCCACUGUAUUAGAUUUUUGUCUCUUUGAAUAUUUAUGUUCCAGAAUUAACAGUAACUGACAUGCCUCAAAUGUCCGUAAAAUUUUCGAUCCCUCCAGUACCCAGCACGGAUCAAGUUUUGAGAGGUACGACGGGCGACAAGAUUCAGUAUGGAAUACCAGAAACCAACCCUCCACUACGAUCGAGUAUCCCAGACUUCGAAACACCUCCAGAUCCAUUUUAUCUAAAAACUUGGUGGUUAUCUCGAAUUUAUCUAUGUUUUUAUACGUACCUUGGAACAACACCCAGAAUAUGAGGUUAAACAUAAGCAACUCAUAGAACAGAAGCAACCAUAGA